GUUACCCGUGUACCCAAGCUCAGACGUACGGGGGGCAUGUUACCGCUCUACAUGAGCAGAACCCAUGGGCCCCGCGAGGAAGCGACGAGUAGGAGUUAGGGAAGGAGAGCCUAUAUUAGCCUAAGGCUUCGGAUCCUAACCUCAUUUGUAGAGUGUGGAAUUAGAUUGGCGGAAAUCUAAUUAACGGAAAUAAUUUAAAAAUCAGCGUGCCGUAAAAAUUUUCGCGCCAAAAUAAUACUACGCGCGCCACGUACACAACAAACGUUUCGUUCCUCCACUAAUCAAACCGAAAGUGAAAUAAACAACAAUAAGGAGAAAUAAUUGUAGUUCAGGAUAUUAAAUUCCUAUAUGCAUCUCGAUGCAGGAAAUAACAAUAAAAGAACAACAAUUCAACAAAUAUUGCCAAUAUUGUUCCCAAUCCACCUACAGUAAACGCAAUCGAAUACUAUGAUUGUUUUGACAGCUGCCCUUGAACUUGUGUGUGUGUGUGUGUGUGUGUGUGUUUUCUGGUGUUCGCGUCUUUUAGAAAAAAGCGUUUAUCCCCGUUUUUAACGUUAAUUAAACGACUAACUUGGUGCUAGAUCCGUAUCCUUUUCGCUGUAUAAUCACCGAAAAUGCCCACACUUGUAAUAUGUUCUCCGCUGGUGCUGUGAGUGGCGUUCGGGCGAGAAAACCGCUUUCCGCUGGAACAACCUCCUCGACGGCGGCGGCAGCCGUAGCGAUUUUGCCUCCAAACGUAAACAGCAAGCCUCAUGGAAAACUGACCGUUCGGUUUGGCGAAUUUCACGAUUCCUCCGGGAGUGGACUGCGGUGGAACAGUGCCAAGGUGUACGUGAGCGUCGAUCUGCAGCUUUUCUGGUGGGGUCAGCCUACUACAGCAUCCGGCACAACAUCAACAACACUUCACUGGGAACAGGGAAACAACCGACAAAACAGGGCCAGCGAGACCGUGUACGAAGUGCGCACCAAUCCGGAACUAUUCCGGCGUUAUUUGAAGAGCUGUGAACCGGUCCGUGUGCGACUCAUUUCGACCCGCACGCAAACGCUCAUCGGAACGGCUCAGGUGGCGAUUCCGGGCAAAUUUACCAACCUCCGGGAGUCGGGUGACCACCCGGUAACUGCACUAGCCCGUGGAGAAGUACUGUCCGUACGCGGAUUCUGUCUCGGUGAGCUUUGCCUUGAAUUGACACUCCAUUUUGACCGCAAGGGUGCCGACAGUGCUACCACCGUAACUUCCAGAAGUACAGCCGAGGAAGAGAAAGAAAAUACGAAAAUGCUGCUCGUGGAAUCGAACCCAAUCCGUGGCCCAGUGAUGCCGGCACUAGCUGUCGAAGGGAAACCAGCUCCACUGCACGAAUCAUCACAACGAACGCAGGCCACAGCGGAAAGGGUAAACGCCAAGAAGCGAUUCCACACACUCGAUCCAACGGCACGUCAAAAGAUUCUGGACUAUCUGACCGGUAGACCGAUCGACGGAGACGAUGGAUGUAGCUCCGAGUUGUCCGCCUUGAGCGAGAUCUGUUCGAUCUCACCAGCGGAAAGUAUGCUGGAGGCGCUGGCGCGCUACGAUCGAACGGUGGAACCCGACAAACACUCCUAUCUUAGGACCGUCGACUGUGUCCGGGUGCUGGUGGAAAGCCUCAAGUUUACGCGCGCAGGCCAGAAGGAAAUUCAGCACCGUGCCCGGCGUCAAGAGUUGGCCAUGUAUGGUGCUAGCUUUGUGGUUCGCAUGAAACUAACGGAAGCGGGAUCGAAAACGGCAACAGUGCCGCCACCAAUCACGCGACUGAAGUUUUGUUCCACAGCGGCAAGCGAAACGGAAGUCACAUUCGAUGUUCAACCCCAGUUGGCACGGUUAUGUCUUCCGGAACUAAGCAACGGUCGCCAUGGCGAGGCGUGCUUCGAGUUUGCCGUGCACCUAAACGUCGGUAGUUUCUACAAAGCGCGCCUGUUCUACCUUGGCUCCGCUCAGAUCACACUGCAGGAGCUGAUUACCGGACGUCUGGCGUGUUACAAGCGAUGCCCGAUCCGACUGGCUUCCGAUGAUAUUCUGCUCGGUACGCUCACGGUGCGACUGGAGCUCGGCAAACGGGGCCUACACUUCGGUCCAGAUCUGAUCGAUGCUGUGCUGGUUGACGGGGGUAAUGUUACGCUCGAGGAGGAUGAGGGCGAGGAAGAAUCAGAAGCAGGCGAGGAACGAAGCGUUACUCCCGAAGCAGCAAACUCACCUUGUGCAGCACCAGCGUUGUUGCAUUGCGCUCGAAGGCAUCGGUCACCGGUCUGCUUCGAUCGGUGCCAUCAUGAAAAGGCGUCUGCUAUCGAUCAUUUUUCGUGUCGCAUGAUGAUGUGUAAAGCAGCCGUGGCUGCCUGCCCGGGAGAUAAUCAGAGUCCCCCGGAGACCAGGGACGGUUCAGCAGGCGACCAGCACUCCUCAGUGAACGGGGCGAAUCAAGAAAACAGCCAAGCCACAAGAAACGGCGCUGAGCAAGGUAACGCGUCCGAUGGGCAAGGGUCAGGUGAACAACAACAGCAACCGAAACCAAUGGAAACCGAUGGCAGUAGUCCGGGAGGCGAACAACCAAAGCUGCUCCAUGGCUUGCUGUAUCUCGGGCAGCUGAAGGAACGCGCACAACCACCCGAGCAGCACUUUCUUGUCUGUCACCCGUUCUGGAGCGAGGAACCGUCGACGCUUACCUCGGAGCUAUGCCAACCGGAGGGCGAUUUCAACUAUCUCCGUACCUUUCCCGUGCUUCCCAACAACGAGUUUCUGGAGCGUGUCCGCAAUCAACAUAUGCGAGUAGAGCUCUGGCAGAAGGCACCGGGCGAAGGGGAGAAGCUGGUCGGUUUGGCACGACUUCCGCUUCACCAGUUCUACAUCGCGUUCCGGGAUGCGCAGCUGAGUGAACAUCUGGCACACGCCCGGCUGCCGGUCAUUUCGAUCGAUGGUUGGACAAGUAUUAGUUCUCCCCUAGCAGCCGAACCUUGCGGUCAGCUGCAGGCGGUGCUAGCGAUCGGAACCGAAAGCCAGAUCGAUCUGUUCCGUACCUCACGCCAGUUGCCGCUGCAUACUUCCGGCGAUGUUCCACGCACGUACCCGCGAUCCGUGAUCAAUCCAUCGAUUGAUGGCAAUGGUUAUACGACGAGAUCGCUUCAGGGCCACAAGUCGAUCCCCUCCAGCUGCGGUGGAGGCUGUGCCAAGCAACCGCAAACCUCCGAGGUGGCCAACAUGCUCUCGGCGUUCAUCGAAAACCUAGCCCAACGUUUACCGAUUUCAUCCGAGAGAAGUACGGCUCCUAGCUUCGAUAAUAACAACUCGCUUUCAGCCGGAACAGGCGGUCCGGAGCCACCACUCUCGGGGUCACCUCAUUCGCAGGCGAACCGUCCGCAACUGCGUAAGACGGCCGAUCUGCUCGACAAUCUCCAGAAAGCGCUCGCCCAACGGCCAUCAGCGGCAACACUCGACGGGAUGGGUAUGCUGGCCGGACUAGCCGCUGGUCGACCAACAUCGCUCCUUGGUGCGACCACACCAGCCGAUCAGACACCGCCUGCUGCCGGUACAGAUGAGACGCUGGCGGUAAACACCGCUGUUCCUCAACCUCCGUCGCUAUCCACGCACCCACCGUCGACCGUAGUCGAACACCGAACUGGCCAGGUAACCGAUGAACAUUCGGAACCUGCCAGCAGUAGCGAGGUAUCCGCAGGGACGGACACAGAAGAGCACAAGCUUAUACGACUGUCGAUCGAAAUCGAGCGUGCCGUUAACUUGCCGAAACUGACGAUCAGCAAGAAGUACGCCAAACGGCACAAGGCUCGCCCCUCUCACUCGGUCCCGGAAGCACUGCUGCUCGAACCGAGCGCAUAUGCGACGUUCGAGGGCCAUAAUCUGAAGCUCGGAUCGCCCAACACGGUGAAAUCGCACGAAGGUAUCGUCUAUACGACGCACGUGAUCGAGCGCAGCUGUUCCCCCGGUUGGCAGAAACGCUUCGAGGUGCAACUCCCGAGUGAUCUGAUGACGAACGAUGAGAAACGGUUCAUCGUGAAAGUUUGGCGUAAGGCAGCGCUCAGUGAUGCCCCGAAGUGUCGCUUAUUACCGGCACCGAUGGAGGACGCCGUGAUUGGUUUCUGUGCGAUCGAUCUCGCUCUGCUGCUGUCCGGGCUGUCCAGCAUCCUCGGUUGGUACAACAUUAUGGACUUUUCGGGGCGCUGCAAUGGUCAGAUUAAGAUUUGCAUUAAACCGCUGGAGGAUGUGCAACCGUUCAAGGUGACCGGCGAACAGCAGCAGCUCAGCAACUUCCGGUUACCGCUUUCGAUCGACGUCGACUGUGAACCUUCGGCCCUCGGACUGGACGCGUCAUGCAACACAUCCCUUAGCCGCGCAUUGAAGCGUAAGUUCACCGAGCUGGAGGAAAUCACGGAACGUCUGAAAGCUCGUCUGUUUGAUGUGACCGGGGACGACAACGAUGAUGGCGGAGAGGAUGAUGACGGUGCGAUCGAUCCGGAUGAUGAGUUUGAGCGUGAUCUCAACACGGUCGCCACUGAAGAUGAUGACGAGGAGGAGGAUGAUGAUGAAUCGGUUGAUGGUUGUGGUGGUGGUGGUGCUGGUGGCCGACUACCAUGGUCGGUGGGUACUGGGGAUGGUGAUCAGCUGGGCGAUACCUCGAACCGGAAGCGCAACAGCCAAUACCCGAACGGUGCGAUGACACGUACGACCAACACUUCUUCCUACUCGAUGUGUGCUACGGAUCGGAGCAGCUUGACCGGUUGCUCGAACCGGGACUCACCGCGGCAGGCUACAUCCAGCAGUAUCGGCAAACGUGCCGCUACCGCCACAUCACAGAUGCAGCUAGAGCAACUGCUACAAUCGCACGACAUCGAGACGCUGAUCAAUCCAGCCAUACUUAAAAAUCUGCUACAACCCUCGAUCGACUCCGAGUCGACUCCGGAGCUUGGCGUUGGUGAGGAAGAGGACGCCGGUACCGGUCCCGGGACCGAUGCAGACAUGCAGAGUGACGAUUCGUCGUCCGUUCGAUCGCCGCUCGGCACCGUUCGUAACGAUUCAAGCGCACCAACGGUGGGAACCGAUCGUGUGAAACAAAUAGCAAAGGCUCUUCAACGGACUACUAUUACCGAUGCAUCACGUUCCAGCGGUGACGACGGGAACGUUACAAUGCAGGAAACAUCCGGCGAUGAUGCUAGACGGGUCGAUGAUCGUACCAGUGCAGCUGCUGCCACUGCCACCAGGCGUCGUGAAGCACCCGAAGGAGAACCGAUGAAGGACGUUAGUAAAUGAGCGAUCGAUAUGCUCUGCCAGACACAACAACUGGUAGCUAUUUAUGCUUUUUACGUCAAUAGGAACGAACACACACACAAUUUUAUCCAACACUUGAUUAAGCUUCCGCUCUCGAAUGCUUUAGGUUAGUAGCGGGGGAUGUGGGGGGAAGGGGAUUACGCCCCAAGCAAGUUCUCGAUUCUUUACGUACGUAUGAUAACACUGACUAUGCUACAUCAUUGUGUCCCAUGUUCUCGCGAGUAAUAAAUCUCUCAAUAUCUCGUCAAGCUAUGUGACAUGUGGU
Messenger RNA from Anopheles darlingi, 5573 nucleotides. RefSeq lists its product as uncharacterized. The record is from RefSeq and is a predicted model, not a curated record. Lineage: Eukaryota; Metazoa; Arthropoda; Insecta; Diptera; Culicidae. Bases 632 to 5290 code for a protein of 1552 amino acids. The transcript has 3 exons. Gene Ontology annotation, cellular component: centriolar satellite; centriole. Gene Ontology annotation, biological process: centriole elongation; cilium assembly.